Molecule: messenger RNA, 4240 nt
Organism: Nymphaea colorata (pocket water lily)
Lineage: Eukaryota; Viridiplantae; Streptophyta; Magnoliopsida; Nymphaeales; Nymphaeaceae
Product: 1-Cys peroxiredoxin
Exons: 17
Coding region: 3190-3852 (220 amino acids)
Biological process (GO): cellular oxidant detoxification; cell redox homeostasis
Cellular component (GO): cytosol; mitochondrion
Molecular function (GO): peroxiredoxin activity
Source: RefSeq, a predicted model, not a curated record
GAAGAAGAAGAAGAAGAAAGAAUCAGGUGAAAUGGAGGGCAUCACCGAGAUAUGUGAUUGAUGAUCAUCGCUGGGUCUUGUCGGUGUUAAGAAGUGCUUUGGAGGGUUUAGGCUAUCUUAUGCCCAAGUUAUGACUUGUGACCUAUUUUUGUUGAUGGCUGGUCAAAUUUGUCGUGAGAAAGGGAAGGCUGAAUUAGGCAGCCCAUUGUUGUAGACUGGCUUUAGCAGUCGUUGUUUGGUAAGGCCAGGAUCAUGAACUAGAAGGUCAACUAGAGGAGGCUGUAGAGUUGGUUGACAGCAUCCUUAGGAAGUGUUCUUGAUUGGCUGACCAUGAAAUAAUGCCUUUUCUUUAGAGAAGAUGGUCGGUGCUACAUAUUUCUCUUGUUCUAGUAGUCAAAGUGAUGUUAUGUCUACCUUAUGUCUUAAGGAUGGUAGUCAGAAUCGCUUCCUCGAUUCGGCACUUCCAGGGCACAUGACAUGAUGUAUAUGAACUAUUCAACUGCCAGUACAUAUCCAAACACCUUGCCAGACCACCCUCUCUCUCCACAAAAUUGUGUUGAACUUCUUGCACCUCGCCUUGAGGAAAGCAUUUUGAAUACCUAGAGGGAUGGUAGGAAUAUGCAACCAACAGUUAAACUUACCAAUAUGUUGGGCAUCAAAAAACAAAUAAAUGGUGGUAAUGAUUGGGCCUGUAACACUUUGAAUCUGAGCACUGAGGUGGGUAUGGGGACAGAGUUGAGCAUUUUGCAAGAUGGACAAGAUUUGCAAUGUAACUGUUGUGCAAGGGAAAGGGCUAUCUUUGAGCCUCAGCACACACAUACCAUCUCCAAUUUCAGUUUCUUCUUUCCAAUUUCGUUAUGAAAAAUACUGAUGUUGCAUUCGUAGUUUGCAGAUUUUUAUGGAUUCAGUUGUAAGCAGCCAAGUAGCAACAAAUGUUUCUUACUUUUACAAUUUGUAUUAUCACAAGUGCGUAUGUCGAGAUAUACUGUAAUUUGCUAAUGAAAUGUUUUUGCAGGCAUGUGAUUUUCUUGAACAAGGCUAUAGGCCCACGAUUACCAUUAUUACAACAAGGAUUUUUUUCAGAAUUCACAUGACAAUGUUCUGCCUGAAAUCAAGGGGACAACGGUGCAUUGGAUGAAUGGUAAACAAGAGGACAACAAAGAUAGAGGUAGAAAUUGGAUCUGCUGGUGCACUGGAUGGAACACUCUCUCUCUCAUACGAUACACACUGAUGGGAAGGUCAGUUGACAAGUCUACACAGGUCAACUACUUUUCAUGCCAUCUUCCAGCCUAUUUCCGCCUGAAACUUCUCGCUGCCUUCCAACCUCAGCUGCCCGUCAUCCGCUCCAAUGAAUGCGGAAGGGAGGCCCAUGGACGCUGCAGCAUUGAAGGUCGAGAAGGUCUACAGGAGUUAUAGGACCAGACGUCAGCUUGGAGUUACAGGACCAGACGUGAGCUUGCUGACUCCGCUGUCGUCGCCGAAGUGCUAUGGUGGCAGGCCAUCGAUUUCGUCCGCCUAAACCACCGCACGAUCUCCUUCUUCAAUUACAGCAAGCCGGAAGCCCUUAGCGGAAAGGCAUCUAAGCAAGAGAGGGAGCUCUAUGAAUAUUCACCCAGGAAUGGAAAAAUCAUACAUGUGAAAAGUGGAGAGCUCCUUGACACAGCAAUAGGUCAAGGUCACCCUCGUGCCAAAUGGAUCUUUGUCAUGUGCACCAAUAAGAAGCUCUAUGCAGGCGUGGUAAGGCCAGGAUCAUGAACUAGAAGGUCAACUAGAGGAGGCUGUAGAGUUGGUUGAAGGCAUCCUUAGGAAGUGUUCUUGAUUGGCUGACCAUGAAAUAAUGCCUUUUCUUUAGAGAAGAUGGUCGGUGCUACAUAUUUCUCUUGUUCUAGUAGUCAAAGUGAUGUUAUGUCUACCUUAUGUCUUAAGGAUGGUAGUCAGAAUCGCUUCCUCGAUUCGGCACUUCCAGGGCACAUGACAUGAUGUAUAUGAACUAUUCAACUGCCAGUACAUAUCCAAACACCUUGCCAGACCACCCUCUCUCUCCACAAAAUUGUGUUGAACUUCUUGCACCUCGCCUUGAGGAAAGCAUUUUGAAUACCUGGAGGGAUGGUAGGAAUAUGCAACCAACAGUUAAACUUACCAAUAUGUUGGGCAUCAAAAAACAAAUAAAUGGUGGUAAUGAUUGGGCCUGUAACACUUUGAAUCUGAGCACUGAGGUGGGUAUGGGGACAGAGUUGAGCAUCUUGCAAGAUGGACAAUAUUUGCAAGUGCAAUGGGCAGAUGUAACUGUUGUUCAAGGGCAAGGGCUAUCUUUGAGCCUCAGCACACACAUACCAUCUCCAAUUUCAGUUUCUUCUUUCCAAUUUCGUCAUGAAAAAUACUGAUGUUGCAUUCGUAGUUUGCAGAUUUUUUUUUGAGAAUGAAGCUCACAAAAAUGAUGGAUUCAAUUGCAUGUGAUUUUCUUGAACAAGGCUAUAGGCCCACGAUUACCAUUAUUACAACAAGGAUUUUUUUCAGAAUUCACAUGACAAUGUUCUGCCUGAAAUCAAGGGGACAACGGUGCAUUGGAUGAAUGGUAAACAAGAGGACAACAAAGAUAGAGGUAGAAAUUUUAUCUGCUGGUGCACUGGAUGGAACACUCUCUCUCUCUUUCUCUGAUGAUACACACUGAUGGGAAGGUUUUGACAAUCCUGUGGCAGUUGAUCAGAUGGUUCAACUUACAUCCUAUUGCUGCAGAAGAUCCUUGGAGCAAAGCAAGAAAAGAUGUAACGUACCGGUCCUGUUUCAAGAACAUGUGAUAUGACAUCAAAUGCUAGUGACAUGAUGCGCUCGGGAAGAAAAUCCAGCUUCUGCAUGCAUCACAAAUAAACAACUUAUCCCCAACUCAUUUGGAUUUCAAAGCGCAAAAUCUUGGGGAAUAAGUUUUUUUCCCUCUUUCCAGCAAAUAGGGAGUGUUGGAAGGCGGUAGCAUACUGCCUUCGACAUUUUGCGUCUGGCCGAACAUUUGAGGGUUUGCUGCAGACGACUAUAUCUGUUUGAGAGCUGUAAGAGGCAUCCCUCGGCGACGUGUCUGACAUGUGACGGCGGAAUAUCCGUAUAAAGAUUGCCUUCUUGCGUCUUCAUUGUUUUGUGAUCGAAAGGGGAGGCGCCGUGGUAGUGGCGGCGAGUAGUUGCAGAGAGGCCGGCAGGAUGCCUGGGUUAACGAUUGGCGAUACCAUUCCCAACGUUGAAGCGGAUUCUACUCGUGGAAGAAUAAGGCUUCAUGAGUAUGUGGAUGAUAGUUGGACCAUCAUCUUUUCGCACCCUGGGGACUUCACACCGGUAUGCACGACCGAGCUGGGUAAGAUGGCCGCCUACCAACAAGAGUUUGACAAACGUGGAGUCAAGUUGCUCGGCAUCUCCUGUGACGACGUCCACUGUCACAACGAGUGGAUCAAGGACAUUGAGGCUCACACACCAGGAUGCAAGGUUGCAUACCCUAUAAUGGCGGACCCCAACAGGGAGAUAAUCAAGGAGCUCAACAUGAUCGACCCAGACGAGAGAGACCCACAUGGGAAACCUCUUCCCUCUAGGGCUCUGCACAUUGUUGCCCCCAACAAACAGGUGAAGCUGAGUCUGCUCUACCCGGCGACGACGGGGAGGAACGUGGAUGAGGUGAUAAGGGUGCUGGAUUCGCUGCUCAUCACUUCAAAGCACAAGGUGGCGACCCCUGUGAACUGGAAGCCCGGGGACAAGGUCGUCAUCUCGCCGUCUGUUUCUAGCGAUGAAGCGAAGAAGAUGUUCCCUCAGGGCUACGAAUCUGCAAAGCUGCCGUCUGGGAAAGACUAUCUUCGUUACACUAAUGUUCCCUAGUCCCGUUCUUCUUCUACGUCCUCCACUCCUGUAAUUUUGUGAAUCACCAAGUAGAUGCUAGGUCUCUCUCUCCAGUGUGGAACUGGUUCCGCUGCCUAUAGAUUCAGAGGGAGAGAAUCCUGUUAAUGGAGCGUUGCGGUCUGACUGUAUGGUCAUAUGGACAUAGUUUAUGGUGUUUUAGUAGUGAUGGUUACCAUAGUCUAUAUGAUGUUUUAGUAUUGUUGAUUUGUGGUGUGAGAGAGAAGCGGGGUGCUUGUGAAAGUGUGUAUCUUGUAAAAAAUGUAGGGCGAGGUGUUUCUUCCCAUUGCAAUGAAAAGUUGGAUCUAUGUCAGAAGUAGCUGAUUGCAGAAGAAUUUUUAAGAAACAUAGCAGACCAGAAGCUGUGCGA